AUGUAUUCAGGCAUGCCCGUCAAAAAGCGCGACCUAGAAGAGCGACAAGCCCCAGGCACGAUACCAGCAUUCGUGAUCUGCGAUGUUCUAUUGCAGACUACGAAGACCAUAUUCUCUACCACGACCGCAAUGGUGACGAAAACGAUUAAACCACCUGCCAAUACAGUCACAGUCACAUCCUCCCUAACCGGCACAUUCACAACCACCGUCCCCGGAACCAACAACCCCACCUCAACAAUCUUCACCUCCCUCUUCAAAACCUCGAUCUUCACCAUCACCGCCUUCGGCGGCUCAACAACCGUCACCACAGCUUUCCCCGUCACCACAACCUCUAUAAUCCCCUACUACGCCGCCUGCGACGGCGCACUCGCAAACGGAAACUACGUCGACACCGUCAACGAUGUGGGAAUCGGGAACGCGCAAUGGGGCGUAUCAUCUUCCUCGCAACAACUUCAGGACCUUGGGACGCUGUCUGUGAGGGAUUGUUGUGUUGCCGGACAAGCGAAUUCUGCAGGAACGUAUUGGGAAAUUUCAAGUCAGAAAUGUUGGGGUGUUCCGUUAGGGAAUUUGCCUGGUGAUGUUGGUGGAGGUUUCUGUUCGCCGGAUAUUACGAAUGGGGAUUUUAGGUUGCAGGUGGGAGAGAGGACGCCGAGGGUUGUGGUCAGUAAUGGGGGUUGUGGGUUUGUUGAGAUGAGGGAGGGGUGA
Molecule: messenger RNA, 705 nt
Organism: Cercospora beticola
Lineage: Eukaryota; Fungi; Ascomycota; Dothideomycetes; Mycosphaerellales; Mycosphaerellaceae
Source: RefSeq, a predicted model, not a curated record